AUGGCAUGGAAUUGUAGGGGGUUGAACUCGUCGGAUGACCCUACAAUUCCAUUUCUAAAAUGGACCAUCCGUAAAUUUUCUGUUGAUGUAUUGUUUCUAAUGGAAACAAAGUCCAGUAAAGAUGUAGUAGGUGUAGUAGCUAGAUUACUUAAUUUUGAGAACUAUGACUUUGUAGAAGCAGUUGAUUAUGCUGGUGGUUUAGCUAUCUUUUGGUGCCCUUUUUUGAAAAUCUCAGUAGAAGAAAAGUCCACCAACUUUAUAUUUUGUAAGGUGGCAGAUGUAAUCAGAAAUGGCUUCAAUGAAUGGGAACUUCUUUUGGUGUAUGGUUCGCCGUAUGUUGAUGAAAGGGAGAAAGUUUGGAAUGGGUUAGAUGAUAUAAUGCAAAGGGCUAGUGGGAAGGUUUUAUUAAUGGGGGAUUUUAACCAAAUUGAAUUCCAUAAUCAAAAAAUUGGGGGGAAGGGGUCGAUUGUAUCUAUGAAAGAUUGGAUAGAGGAUAUGCAAGGGAUGAAUGAGUAUCAAUUAUACCCAGAAGCAAAUAUUUUAAACCUUCCAAUCCUAGUGUCUGAUCAUUCUCCUAUUAUCUUAGAUACUAAUGCUGAAAAGAAGAGAAGAAGCAGAACUUAUAAAGUUAAAAAUUGGUGUUUAAAUUUGGAGCAACCUAAGGAAAUUGUAGCAGAAGUUUGGAAUAGGAAAAUUGAUGGUUCCCCCAUGUUUAAAUGCUCUAGAAAACUGCAACAAGUUAGAUAUGGCCUUUUCAAAUGGUGUAAGAAGUAUCAGGUUGAAAAUAACAUAGUUUGGGAUGACAUUGUGGAGGACUGUGUAAAUUCUCAAAAGCAAAUCAAAAUAUCUGAGGAUGUGCAUAAGGCUAAAGAAGUUAGAGAGAAUGGGAUAAAGCGAGCAAUGAUUAAGUUGGACUAUUGGAAACAAAGGGCAAAAGGGAAAUGGGUGGCGUUAGGGGGAUAG
Spinacia oleracea (spinach) is the source of this 963-nucleotide messenger RNA. RefSeq lists its product as uncharacterized. Lineage: Eukaryota; Viridiplantae; Streptophyta; Magnoliopsida; Caryophyllales; Amaranthaceae. The coding region runs from base 1 to 963 and encodes 320 amino acids. The record is from RefSeq and is a predicted model, not a curated record. Gene Ontology annotation, molecular function: catalytic activity. The transcript is spliced from 2 exons.